AUGCUACAUGUUUUUAAUGGUCCAGUUGAGCCAGUGUCGUUGGCUGAAUUCCAGAAGGCCAAAGGAAAUAAAACUUUGUUCUCGUGUCAUACCAAACGACAAAUUAUUUACCAUGAAGAUGGACGACGAUUUGUGGGAGACAAAAUUGAAAAUGAACAAAGUGUUUCCAGUCUGUGGUCUACAGCUCUAACACGUUCAGUAGCACAGGAUUUGAAAGAUAGAUCUAAUGAAGAUUUCACGUUGCGCAAUCUUGGGCUUAUACAUUACGUGUCUCAUUUGUUGCAACAAAUCGUGUCACAACGGAAUGUACGGACAACGUUCAUAUUGAUAGCUUUGAACAUUGCAUUAAUCUUACUGUUUCUCUACAUUUUUGUAUUCUGA
Molecule: messenger RNA, 381 nt
Organism: Brugia malayi
Lineage: Eukaryota; Metazoa; Nematoda; Chromadorea; Rhabditida; Onchocercidae
Exons: 3
Coding region: 1-381 (126 amino acids)
Source: RefSeq, a predicted model, not a curated record